AUGGCGGCGGACAUGAAUAUCAAGGAACUUUUGGCUAUAGGAGAUUCUGAUUGUGAACUGCGUAAGAAGUUCCCCAAGAUCGAGUUCAAGCAUGUCCACAAAAUCCAGAAUGAGUUCACCGAUGCUCUUGCAACACUGUCAUCCAUGAUUCAAUAUCCAAACAAGAAUUACAUCGAUCGCAUCGAGAUAGAGAUCUCAAACCAGCAUGCAUAUUGUUUCCACGUAGGAGAAGAGCCAGAUGGAAAGCCUUGGUACCAUGACAUCAAAAGGUUCUUAGAGGUAAGAGAAUAUCAAGAGAAUGUAACUAACAGUCAAAAACGAGCAUUGAGGAGACUAGAAAAUCACUUUUUCGUUAACGAGGAAGUCCUAUAUAGGAGGAUCCUAGACAUGGGUCUGUUAAGGUGUGUAGAUGUUGCUAAAGCAACAAAGUUAUUGGAAGAGAUACACGCAGGAAUGUGCGAGCCUCACAUGAAUGGUUUCACUCUAGCCAGGAAGAUUCUAAGAGCUGGAUACUUUUGGAUGAUAGUGGAAGGGAUAGCAUUCGCUAUGUGCAGAAAUGUCACCAGUGUCAAACUCACGGGGAUCUCAUCCGGGUUCAGCCAAAUAAAUUAA
This is a messenger RNA of Nicotiana attenuata, 612 nucleotides long. RefSeq lists its product as uncharacterized. The record is from RefSeq and is a predicted model, not a curated record. Lineage: Eukaryota; Viridiplantae; Streptophyta; Magnoliopsida; Solanales; Solanaceae. The transcript has 2 exons. Bases 1 to 612 code for a protein of 203 amino acids.